CAACUACUUCCUCCGUCCACGAAUAAAUGUCUUCAACCAUGGACGAUGGCGUGGACGAGUCGAAGGAGAGGGAAGUGGUGCAGCCAUGGCACGAGCAGCUAACGCUGCGCGGGCUUGUAGCAAGCGUGGUGAUCGGGUCCAUAUUCAGCAUUAUCGCGAUGAAGAUAACACUGACUAUUGGGAUCACUCCUCACUUCAACGUGUCGGCGGCGCUGCUCGCCUUCAUAUUCAUUCGGACAUGGACAAAGGUGCUUGCCAAACUGGGGAUCGCUUCUGCUCCUUUCACCAAGCAGGAAAACACCAUGAUUCAGACUUGCUCUGUUGCAUGCUACAGUAUUGCGCUUGGAGGAGGAUUUGCGUCGUAUCUGCUGGCGAUGAACAGGAAAAUGUUCGAGUUAUCGGGCGGGUUGAGCGUUGCAGGGAACAGUCCGAGUAGCAUAAAACAGCCCGGGAUCGGUUGGAUGACUGCUUUCCUGUUUUUAGUUUGUUUUGUAGGCCUAUUCGUCUUGAUUCCUCUUCGAAAAAUAUUGAUCAUCGACUACAAAUUGACAUUUCCUAGUGGAUUGGCUACUGCAGUACUAAUCAAUGGUUUUCACGGCAGAGGAGACAAAAUGGCUAAGAAGCAAGUGAACGGAUUCAUCAAGAGCUUCGCCGGCAGCUUCGUGUGGGGUUUCUUCCAGUGGUUCUACACAGCAAAAGACAACUGCGGCUUCUCUCAGUUCCCCACUUUUGGCCUCCAAGCAAAGAAACAAACAUUUUAUUUCGAUUUCAGCUUGACAUAUGUGGGCACUGGCAUGAUCUGCUCCCACGCUGUUAAUCUGUCGUUGCUGCUCGGUGCUGUCGUUUCGUACGGGCUAAUGUGGCCGCUCAUCCACCAGCGCAAAGGAGACUGGUUUCCGGCCGAUAUCCCGGAAUCGAGCAUGAAAAGCCUCACGGGCUAUAAGGCCUUCAUCCCCAUCGCCCUCCUCCUCGGCGACGGCCUCUACAACUUCGUCAAGAUACUAGGCAUCACAUUCAUCAACAUCCACAACCGGAGACUCAAUCAGAACUCCACUCAUCCUAACUCGACCGCAGUUAAUCCCACUCAGGACGAGGUCUUCGUCAGCGAAAGCCUCCCCUUCUGGAUAGCAGCAGCCGGUUACCUCAUCUUCGCAGUUGUCUCCGUCAUCGCAAUCCCCUUCAUCUUCCCUGACCUGAAAUGGUAUUUGGUCGUGAUGGCCUACGUGGUGACGCCGUGCCUCGCCUUCUGCAACGCCUACGGUGCCGGCCUCACCGACAUGAACAUGUCCUACAACUACGGCAAGGUCGGCCUCUUCAUCGUCGCCGCCAUCUCCGGGAAGGAGCACGGCGUCUUGACCUCGCUCGCCGCCUGCGGGCUCUUCAAGUCCAUCAUCAACGUGUCCUGCAUUCUGAUGCAGGAUUUUAAGACCGGCCACCUGACGCUGACGUCGCCGAGGGCGAUGCUGGUGAGCCAGAGCGUGGGGACGGCGCUGGGGUGCGUCGUCUCGCCGUUGAGCUUUUUCUUAUUCUACAAGGCGUUCGACAUCGGGAAUCCGGAGAAGGAGUUCAAGGCGCCGUUUGGGAUUAUAUAUAGGAACUUGGCGAUCAUCGGAGUGGAGGGGUUCUCGGCGCUGCCGAGGCAUUGCUUGCAGCUGUGCUACGGGUUCUUUUCGGCGGCGGUGGGGAUAAACUUGGUGAGGGAUAUGUCGCCGGCGAGGGUGGGGAAGUGGAUGCCGCUGCCGACGGCGAUGGCGGUGCCGUUUCUGAUUGGGGGAUACUUUGCGGUGGAUAUGUGUGUGGGGACGCUGGUUGUGUAUCUGUGGCAUAGGUUCAGGUCCAAGACGGCGCCGCUGAUGGUGCCGGCGGUGGCGUCGGGUUUGAUAUGUGGGGAGGGGCUGUGGAUACUUCCGGCCUCGAUUCUGGCUUUGGCUAAAGUGAAGCCACCGAUUUGCAUGAAAUUCUUGGCCGGUUAGUUAGUUAGUAAUUUGUAAGAAUGGAUAGAACUUUGUUAGGUUGGGUGAUUAUAAAAUCUACCCAUUUCCUAUAAGUCUAUGAUCUGUGUAUAAGAAGAAUUAUACUCAUACUGUAAUAGUAUCAUUGAUAAGAGGAAUACGAGAUAGUAUGUUUUUAUUGGUUGACUAAUCUAAAAAACUAUGCCUUUCUACGA
This is a messenger RNA of Salvia splendens (bonfire salvia), 2167 nucleotides long. Its product is annotated as metal-nicotianamine transporter YSL1. Gene Ontology annotation, molecular function: iron-nicotianamine transmembrane transporter activity; oligopeptide transmembrane transporter activity. Gene Ontology annotation, cellular component: plasma membrane. The record is from RefSeq and is a predicted model, not a curated record. Bases 27 to 1973 code for a protein of 648 amino acids. The transcript is spliced from 5 exons. Gene Ontology annotation, biological process: seed development; response to iron ion. Lineage: Eukaryota; Viridiplantae; Streptophyta; Magnoliopsida; Lamiales; Lamiaceae.